Molecule: messenger RNA, 1590 nt
Organism: Lachnellula hyalina
Lineage: Eukaryota; Fungi; Ascomycota; Leotiomycetes; Helotiales; Lachnaceae
Gene: MDM31
Product: Mitochondrial distribution and morphology protein
Exons: 2
Coding region: 1-1590 (529 amino acids)
Biological process (GO): mitochondrion inheritance
Cellular component (GO): mitochondrial inner membrane
Source: RefSeq, a predicted model, not a curated record
AUGCCACACCGACCCACAAAGGAGGAGUUACUUGCAGCGGCAACUGGGUUCUGGUCACGGCUGAAAGUCCGGUUUAAAUGGUUUUCGAUCAGAAGCGCGAGGCCAUGGAACGCUGAUGAUUGGAGUGCUUUCGUUUCUUGGUUUGUGCUCGGAAAUAUAGUUUGGAUCUUCGUGGGAACAACUACCUUUUUUUCCUUAGUGAUUUUCUCCAUAAAUACUGUAUUUGCACAAGAAACUCUAGCAAGAUGGAUUGGUGAUGGGCUGACUAAAUCAGCCGGAGUCAAGGUUGUCUUUGAAUCUGCUAUUGUACCGAAAUGGAACGACGGGGUAAUUACAUUCCACAAUGUUUUCGUUUCCCGGAGACCAGGCCAAGGAAAGGCCAAAGUAAAGAAGGGAUCAUCCAUCACCGCGGCAGCCGCUGCAGCUGCAGAAAGACAAGCUGAAUUGGAGGCCCGACAAGGAGAGGAAGAAGACACAAAUUAUACGCAAUUUGACUUGACGAUCAACACUGUCAACGUCACACUGUCGUUCGCGAAAUGGUGGAAUGGAAAGGGACUUUUGCGGGAUGUCGAAAUCAAAGGGAUACGUGGUGUAAUUGACAGAACUUCAGUUGAAUGGGGGGACGAAUACAUUGACCCGAGAACGUACCGACAUGAACACAACCCAGGGGAUUUCGAGAUAGAUUAUUUCAAAAUGGAAGAUCUACUCGUUACUAUACACCAGCCGAAAGGAUUCAGGCCCUUUUCAGUCAGUAUUUUCUCCUGCGAACUGCCGCAAUUAAGGAAGCAAUGGCUCUUCUACGACUUUUUGUCCGCGAACAACAUGUCUGGAGCUUACGAUGGAUCGUUGUUCACGAUUCAUCCACGCCAAAUGCAUGGAUUUGCAGGCGAUCAACAAGAUGACGAUGGGGAGCCAAAUCCGUGGAAGAAACAAAGCAGGCUCCGAAUAGACGGAUUGAAAAUCGACCAUCUGAACAGAGGAGUCGACGGACCCUUUGGCUGGAUUCAUGAAGGCAACGUGGAUAUGGUAGCGGAUGUCAUGUUCCCAGCAGAGACCGACGACAGCAUCGCAAAAGUGAUGUCAGAUUUCUACGAUCGAAUGGAAGCAACAGUAACCUCAAACCGAUAUUUGCACAUCCUAGAAAACAAUCCCCAUACUGCGGAUCUCGAUUCCCAUGAAGAACGAGCCGCUUUUAAGGAAAGGAUGAGCCGAGAAGAUGAUAAACGUUUCUUAGUCAUGGACCUUAGAGUCCACCUCAACGACGUGAAAGCCGCCGUACCUCUAUUCACACGCGAUCUUUCAUACACGAACCAAGCCCUCAUCAGACCUAUUGUCGCCUAUAUCAACUCCCGGAAGACCUUCAUCCCCAUAAACUGCCGGAUCGUGAAACGAGCGAGCGAGUUCGACGGUAGCUGGACAAUCUUUGACAGUGGGUUGAUGGAAGACCUGUCAGCUGAAACUUACGAAGCCUUUGCAAAGGACGUCGUGGAUAGCCAGCAACGAAUGAGGAGACUGAAGAAAGUGGGCUUCUGGUCGAUUUCUCUCGCCAUCCAGGCACUGUUUAUGGGCAUGGCAGGCAACAUUGCCUGA